AAAAAAAACGGCUAUUGUGAUGAAGAAAAUUCAAUGAUCACUUUAUUUUUUUUUAUACAGAUUUUCGUAUUAUUCGCCGUGGUGGCACUUGCCUUUGGCAGCACAGUUCCGUCUUACAAUACCCCUGCGCCAUCCUAUAGUGCCUCAACCCCAAGAUACAGUGCUCCUGCUCCAUCUUACAAUGCUCCUGCCCCUUCGGGACCUGUUCAGUACAAUUUCAACUAUGCAGUGAAGGACGACUACUCUGGAAACGACUACAAUCAUCAAGAAAAUCGCAAUGGCUAUGACACUCAGGGUGCAUACUACGUUCUGCUUCCCGACGGUCGCUUACAGAGAGUUUCCUACACCGUGAACGGCGACUCCGGAUACGUUGCAGAAGUUACCUGCGAAGGAGAGGCCCAAUACCCUGCUUACCAACCUACCCCUUCUCGUUCCUACCAACCGGCCCCUACUCCUUCCUAUCAGCCCACUCCUAGUUAUGCAUAAGUCAUUUACUUGACAGAGACCUGAAGUGUCCAUAAUUUAUUGAAUUUCAUAAAACUGAAAUUCAA
Penaeus monodon (black tiger shrimp) is the source of this 551-nucleotide messenger RNA. Its product is annotated as cuticle protein 7-like. The transcript is spliced from 2 exons. Gene Ontology annotation, cellular component: extracellular matrix. Bases 34 to 486 code for a protein of 150 amino acids. The record is from RefSeq and is a predicted model, not a curated record. NCBI's taxonomy places the organism in Eukaryota, Metazoa, Arthropoda, Malacostraca, Decapoda, Penaeidae.